GCUACCCAAUUGCCGUUGGUCAGUCGUGGUCUCCCGCUGUGUCCGGCCGUACGUGGGCCCAGGUGCGCCCCGGCGGCGGCGAGGUUCCCGAGAGAAGCCCUGUUGGAGCUCCUGAAUCGUGGGGGAGCAUCUCCGAUAUCAAGGCCUUCCAAAAGGUUUUCCUGAAAUCCUGACCAAACACCCUCAGAAAUACUGAAAAGUACUCUCCAGGAAAUCCGAUAGACGACGCCUGAAAUCUCCUCAGAAUCUUCUCGAAAUUCGGAGCUCUCAGAGCCUUCGAGCCUUUGUCAGCCCCUCCCAGGGAUGGAGGCAGACUUUUAGUUUCUCCACCACCUGCAGAGCGACCGGGGUGGCCCAUGGACGUUCCAGAGGGCCAGGCAGGUGGCCCUGCUGCAAAAAUGUACCUCUGGGACCAGCUGGAGGAGGGGAGCCUGGGGACGCUGCUGAGCUUGGAGGAGCAAAUACUCAACUCUAUGUUCGAAGCUUGUGACACCCAAAGGACAGGCAUUGUGGCUGUGACCCAUGUGCUAGCCUACCUGGAGGCUGUGACAGGCCGUGGCCCCCAGGAUACACGCCUCCGAACACUGGCCUGCAACCUGGACCCCAAUGGGGAGGGUCCUCAGGCCACUGUGGACUUGGACACCUUCCUUGCCGUCAUGCGAGACUGGAUCGCUGCCUGUCAGUUGGAUGGGGGAUUAGAGCUGGAAGAGGAGACAGCCUUUGAGGGGGCCCUGACCUCCCAGCAACCGCCAUCUGGAUGCCCAGAAGCCGAGGAACCAGCCAACUUGGAGAGCUUCGGAGGCGAAGACCCCAGACCUGAGAUAAGAGCCUCAUCUCCCCACUGCAGCCACCCCCUACCCCGCCUGGGAAGGUGGAGGGUUGUGGCCUGUGACCAGCCCUUCCCUGACCUCAGGCCCGCCACAGCUGACCUGCUGAGCAGCCUGGAGGACCUGGAGCUCAGCAACCGCAGGCUGGCUGGGGAGAACGCCAAGCUCCAGCGCAGCGUGGAGACAGCUGAAGAGGGAGCCACACGCCUGGGCGAGGAGAUCACAGCCCUGCGCAGGCAACUUCGCAGUACCCAGCAGGCUCUGCAGUGUGCCAAGGCUGUGAAUGAGGAGCUGGAGGACCUGAAGACUCUGGCCAAGAACCUGGAGGAACAGAAUCGCAGGCUCCUGGCCCAGGCCCGGCAGACGGAAAAAGAGCAGCAGCAUCUGGUGGCCGAGAUGGAGACUCUGCAGGAGGAGAACGGGAAGCUGCUGGCUGAACGGGAUGGAGUCAAAAGGAGGAGUGAGGAGCUGGCCACAGAGAAGGAGGCUUUGAAGUGGCAGCUCUGUGAGUGUGAACGCCUCAUUUGCCAACGAGAUGCUGUCCUCUCCGAGCGCACUCACCACGCUGAGGGUCUGGCCAAGACGUUGGAGGAGUACAGAACAACCACCCAGGAACUGAGGCUGGAAAUCUCACACCUGGAAGAGAAGCUGAGUCAGACCCAGGAGGGGCCAGAUGAGCUAUCAGAAGGGGCCCAAGUGAGAAGAGUGGGCUGGACCAGGCUGCUGCCCCCAUCGCUGGGUGUAGAGAUUGAGGCCAUUCAGCAGAAAGGACUUCUCCUCUCCCAGAAACAAGAAGUGGCAGCCGCUGCUCUCUCAAGCCCUCUGUGUGGAGUGUGGCAGUGGGAGGAGGUUGCCAUUGAGACGGAUGAGGAAGCUGAGUUUCCCUCUAAAGCCCCAACUGGGGCACAGAGAAACUUCCAAGGAGAGCCAGCACACCCUCAUGGAGGAAGACAGGAGCAAUCAAUGUGGUUGCCCAGAAGCGAGAAUGAGGAGGAAGUAGAGCCCCAGACCAUGACUCCGCUUCAGCCCUGUGAGGAGGGUACUGUCAUGGACCCUGUCCAGCAGGACAGUCUGCCUAUCCCUCUGGGGGACCCUCAUCCUGGAGACAUCCCAGGAAGCCCUCCUGAGAGCAGCCCUGCUGAACCAGAGCUGCAGCAAGCCCUGGUGCCUGUGGUAAAAGAGCUGGUCCCAGUCAGGAGGCCAGUCUGGGGCCAGGUCCACGGCCAACUCUGCCUGCCCACCAUGUACCACCAGCCUCUCAGGGUCCCUCGGCACCCGCUGAUUCCGGUACCCGUCCUGGGCCUGCUGCUGCUGCUCCUGCUCUCCAUCCUGCUGCUGGGCCAGUCCCCGCCCCCCACCUGGCCCCACCUCCAGCUCUGCUACCUCCAGCCUCCUCCAGUGUGAGGCGCUCAGAGCAAGGCCUAGGCAGAGAAUCCUCGGGGGCUCUUCCUACUGUUAUUACCAUUGUUGUGCCACCAUGACCUGGGAGGACCCAGGUCCCGGAACCCCAGAUACAGUGCUCCAGGACACACACCCCUGUAUUGGGUUUUUAUGUGAAGUCUUUUGUUUUUUUUUAACAUCAGUGACCACAAUUCUUAACAAUACCAAAACACACCCAAUAAUGGAUUAAAUGCUAGGGGCUUAUUUUUGAAACCAGCCUGGAGAAGAACUGUGGGUCCACAGCUCUGGAUCUCCACAGCCUGGGGGUCAAGGGAGCUGGGAUUCUUUAUCAUCCUCCUGGCCCUUCCUCUUGAUCAGGAGGUGGCAGACAUAGCUUCAUGUGUCACAUCUGCAGGAAGAAGGGGACAUGUCCCUUUGUUUAUAAAGAAAACCAGUAGCCUUCCCAGAGCCAACCGCAGAGCCGUGUUUCUGUCUCAUUGGCUGGAAGUGUUUAUUGUGACCACUCUUAGCUGCAAGAGAGGCUGGGAGACAGAGCACCUCUUUCCUCUCCUGGCAGAAAGAGGGAGAGAUACAUGUGGGUCCUGCACACAUCACAGAUGUCCACUGCAGUGCAAACAGCUGGCAGGAGAUGGACCAGUGUGCCAUUUGUUCACUCAUCACUAACUGCUCAUCCAUGUGCCACAAUUAGACCUUAGAAGAUAAAGCUGUAGGGGCAUCUGACCUCUGCUCAGGUCAUGAUCUCGAGGUCCUCGGAUGGAACCUCACCUCAGUCUCCCCACUCAGCAGGAAGUCUGUUUGUCCCUCUGCCCCUCCCCCCAUGUUUGUGUGCUCUUUCAAAUAAAAUAUUUUAAAAAUUCA
Molecule: messenger RNA, 3086 nt
Organism: Canis lupus familiaris (dog)
Lineage: Eukaryota; Metazoa; Chordata; Mammalia; Carnivora; Canidae
Gene: KASH5
Product: KASH domain containing 5
Exons: 21
Coding region: 357-2231 (624 amino acids)
Biological process (GO): chromosome localization to nuclear envelope involved in homologous chromosome segregation; actin filament organization; spindle assembly
Cellular component (GO): meiotic spindle pole; meiotic nuclear membrane microtubule tethering complex; nuclear outer membrane
Molecular function (GO): dynein complex binding
Source: RefSeq, a predicted model, not a curated record